CAAAAAGGCACAUCGUCUUUCUUUCUUUCUCUUCCUGUGAACGAUCGGCGUCUUUUCCAAACAAUUUCUCCCCAUCACAACCCAUAAACCCGCACCAAUACAAUCUCUCUCUUUUUUCUUCUCUCCAAUUCACAUGAAGAAGUCGUCGCUACACCUCCUCCCGAGUUGAGUCAGUUGCUCGUCUCUACUCACCAUGGAUGAUCUCACCAAGCAACCCCGAAUGAUGGGAGACUACGUGCUUGGAGAUAAAAUCGGGUCGGGCUCCUUCGCGGUGGUGUGGAAGGCCAUGCACCGGCAGCGAGGCGCGGAGUUUGCUGUCAAGGAGAUUGACAAGCGACAGCUUAGCCAGAAAGUCAGUGAGAAUUUGCUCAAAGAGAUUUCUAUUCUCAGCACUAUCGAUCAUCCAAACAUCAUUCGCUUUUUCGAGGCCAUUCAGACUAAGGAUAGGAUAUACCUUGUAUUGGAGUAUUGUGACGGUGGUGAUCUCGGGCACUAUAUUAAUCGGCAUGGAAAAGUUUCAGAGGCUACUGCGAAGCACUUUAUGAGGCAAUUGGCUUCAGGAAUGCAAGUGCUUCAUGAAAAACAUCUUAUUCACAGGGAUCUAAAGCCACAGAACUUACUCUUGUCAUCCAAUGAUGUGGCUCCACAAUUGAAGAUAGCAGAUUUUGGUUUCGCAAGAUCCCUCAACCCUGAAGACGUUGCUGACACACUCUGUGGUUCACCAUUAUACAUGGCUCCAGAGAUUAUUCAGAACCAAAAGUAUGAUGCAAAGGCUGACUUGUGGAGUGCUGGGGCAAUUUUGUUUCAAUUGGUAACUGGAAAACCCCCAUUUAGUGGCAACAGUCAAUAUCAGCUUUUCCAGAAUAUAUUGAGAUCCAAUGAGCUGCGAUUUCCCCAAGGUGCUUUAGAAGAACUACAUCCUGAUUGUGUGGAUCUUUGCAGAAGCCUAUUACGCCGAAACCCAGUUGAGCGGUUGACGUUCAAGGAAUUUUUUAAUCACAAGUUCCUAAGGGAGCCAAGGCCAGCAGUGAAUGCAGAUUGUUCUUCUCUUCUUCCAAUAAAGGCAAUUUCCAGGCAGUCUUCUUCUGCCUCUGAUGGGAAGCCACAAUGGCAUAUUGAGCAUUCCACGAUCUCUUCUGACAGGAAUACUAAAACAAGCAGUUCUAAUGUUCAUGAAGACGAAGGAUUACAUGGAAAAGAUCAAGGAAUUACUCCAAGCACGGAAGGUGUUCAUGGGCUUAUUUCACAUGUUCCAUGUGAUAUAAUGAAAUCAGUUGAUUGUGACCAAUGUUCAACCCACAAGCUUAAAGUUUCUGAUUCAAUGGAUUCUAUCGAGAAAGAAUAUGUCCUUGUUAAUGCUAAUUUUGCUUCAAUGGAGACUUCUUCGUAUUACCUUGGGACAUCUGUGCAAGAUAACUCUACUACAAGAGUGUCCAUUUGCCCUUCAAAGAAGAACAGCAAGGAGAUAGCAGUUACAACAGAAACAAUGGAGUUGGUCACUAGUCCUAUUGGUGGUGUGGAAGUAGAGGGUCUGAAGCUUCAUAGUUCAAAUUCAUUGGCAUCAUCUUGUGCAUUUACUGCGUCAAAGGAAGUGCAAGAACUCUCUGUGUUGCAUCCAUUGACUAGGCUUCACUUGUUACGCCAUUGUGUGCAGGCGCUUGCAGAACUCGCUCAAGAAAAGUACAAUGCAGGUCUGUUUCUGGAAUCAUUUUCACUUGAACUGGUGGUUUUGGCUAUAUGGGAGAGAGCUCUUGAAAUUUGCGGCUCCUGGCUAGCAUCUGUUUCAGAAAGGGAGUUACCUGAAAGCAGUUCAGCCAACAAAUCUUUUGGUUGUGAUGACUUAUUUAAGAAAGAAGACAAUAUUGAUUUUAGCAAAACUUCAUCAGUUUACCAGUGGGCGGAGCAAGGGUUUAUUAUUGCAUUUGACCGUGCAGAGAAGUUAUCAUCUCAUAUUCAACAAAUGGAUGCUUCUGCUGAGAUGCCUGAUGCUAUGGAAAUAAUAUUCCAAAAAGCACUCAACAUUGGGACCAGUGGCGCUAUAGAUGAGUACAUGGGGAACAAGAGUAGUGCAGAUGCAUCAUACUCUAAAGCAAUGCUUCUGUUGUCAUUCAUUGUAGGAGAAGCGACGACUCUGCCCAUGAAUCCUCCAUUUUCAUUGACUCCUGCUGACAAGAAGCGAAUCCAAAGCUACAUCGUCAACUUGCAGUCUCAUCAAUCUUACUAUCUAACAUCACAUACUACUCACAAACAAUUCCCUGAUUCUCUUACCAAGUAAACACAGCUGCUUAUGUACAGUUAUCACCGGCGCUCAGAUAUCUGGUUUUGGAAAAUCUCCCCCAGAGGCAGUACUAAUUAGCUAAGUUUUAUAUUGGAUUGGUUAAACAUCAGUCUCUAAGUGAUGAGGUACCUGACUAGGGUUCCUACUCUCUUUUUUUUCAUAUUUGAUGUAUAGAUGAAGCGUGUAAGGCACUGCCAGAUAUCUGGUUCUGGAAGACUGCCUUAUUUGCAUAGGAGAAUAUGUAAAUAAGACUACCUGCUCUUUUGCUGGACAAACUGUAAAUACAAAUGAUUUCAUGUAAAUGCGAGUUUGUAAAUAAAACCAGCAGAUGGUGCAUUCCC
This is a messenger RNA of Tripterygium wilfordii, 2619 nucleotides long. Its product is annotated as serine/threonine-protein kinase ATG1a. Lineage: Eukaryota; Viridiplantae; Streptophyta; Magnoliopsida; Celastrales; Celastraceae. Gene Ontology annotation, cellular component: autophagosome; cytoplasm. The transcript is spliced from 13 exons. Gene Ontology annotation, biological process: peptidyl-serine phosphorylation; autophagosome organization; protein autophosphorylation. The record is from RefSeq and is a predicted model, not a curated record. Bases 194 to 2275 code for a protein of 693 amino acids. Gene Ontology annotation, molecular function: protein serine/threonine kinase activity; ATP binding.